AACAAGUUCCGGGUAACGUGUGUGGUCGGAUGAACUCAGCCCGUCGGCCCAAGAAAAACAACACUGUUUGGUGCCGUGGCUAGCGACUGUUGAAGAGCUUGUAUUUACCGACUUUCACAAUGGCAAAGAAAGCGGAGGACUUCGGAUAUUUCUGGCUGUGAUUACGUUAAUCACAUCUAAUACUACACUCCAUCCCUAGAUCUGGAUAGUCUCUUUAGCCAUGUCGUCACGUGUGUUGCUGCGGCAGCAGCUGAUGCGAGAACAAGCCCAGGAGCAGGAGAGACGUGAGGCCCAGCAGCAGGCCUCUGUCUCUCAGCUGCGGGGCUCUGACUCCACUCCAGCCAUCUCUGUCACAAUGCCCCCAAAUGUUGCCCGCCCCCCUCCGGCACAGGUGCCUGUGGAGGUGCUGAAAGUGCAGACCCACUUGGAGAACCCCACCAAGUACCACAUCCAGCAGGCACAGAGGCAACAGGUGAAGCAGUACCUCUCCACCACUCUGGGCAACAACGCAGUUACCCAGACCAUGGGUGUGUCCCCUGUACUGCAUUCCAGUUCUGCCCCUGAUGUUGCUCCUACUGCAAACAGUGCACCUAACAGUCCUAUGGCUCUGCUUAACAUCGGAUCCAACAAGGAGGAAAUUGACGAUGUGAUCGACGACAUCAUUAGUCUUGAAUCCAGUUUUAAUGACGACAUCAUUUCUCUGAUUGACUCAGGACUUCAGUUGCCUAGCACCCUCCCAGGAAAUCUGUUGGAUGUAUACAACAGCCCUGGAAUGGCAGCACCUACUCUCACUGCCAGCAACUCCUGCCCUGCUGAUCUUCCACAAAUUAAAAGGGAAAUUACUGAUUCAGAUGUCAAAGCAAUAAUGAAAGAAAGGCAGAAGAAAGACAAUCACAACCUCAUUGAGAGGAGGCGGAGAUUUAACAUCAACGACCGUAUAAAGGAGCUGGGCACUCUGAUACCCAAGUCGAGUGAACCAUAUCACAACGAUGUCAGCGAAAUGCGCUGGAAUAAAGGCACCAUCCUGAAAGCUUCCGUCGACUACAUCAGGAAGUUGCAGAAGGAGCAGCAGAGAGCCAAGGAUAUCGAUAUGCGUCAGAAAAAGCUGGAGCAUGCAAACCACAGUCUAAUGUUACGCAUCCAGGAGCUGGAAAUUCAGGCGCGGCUCCACGGCCUGCACACUGACCCCUCUCUGCUCCAUCAGCAGCAAGUCCCACAGAGCGGUCCGUCUCUGCCUCCCAGUGCAGGGGGGCUCUCCUCCCAAAACCUCCUCAGUCUGGGCGCGGCAGGCAUCGGACAGGGUCUGCCGGCCUCCUUCUUGUCCCCGCCCUCCUCAGACUCUCCCGCAGGAGUCACCAUCAGCGGCCCCCUGGACCUGGGUAGCCUCAGCUUUGCCGAGCUAGACGACGUCUCUGCCUCAGCGUUCUACCCCGACGUGAGCUUGGGAGACAUUCUUAUGGACGAGGGGUGCACCCUGUCUCCGGGGAGGGGGGCUGAGCCGCUCUUUUCUCCUUUGUCACCAGGUGCCUCGAAAACCAACAGUCGCAGGAGCAGCCUCGAAAUGGACGAGGACUUGUGAUGCGCCCUGUGUGGUGGUCAGAGACUGUCUGUAGGGACAAGAAUGUCAGGAAGCGCAGUCUAUCCCUGAAUAACAUCAGUCUAUUUAUUUGACUGUAGAAAUUAACUUAGAAACUUUAAGAUCAAAACUAACAAACAUUGGACAAACGUUCUUUCUAAUUUCUUUUGCCAUACAGACCUAAUUAUUAUUGUUCCUAUUUGGAGCUGUUCAGAUGAUCAUGUCUGGGUUUUUUUAAAUGCAAUCUUAUUAAAAAUGGGAUAUUGUAUAAUAGGGGCAUGGAUUUAGCAUUAAGCGAUAAUACAUUCUGAAAUAGUUUUUAAGAUUUUACUUCAGAGAUUUAAGAGGGAUAUAAAGUUUGCUUGAAUUUAUUAUGUGCUCAUUUUUAGGGAAGGAAGCUGUGAGGUGUCACCGGCACAACAAACUGAUUAAGAGAUGCCGACAGACAGUAUAUUUUGUUGUUGUUUUUUCAACUGACUGGAAUCAGGGUUUGUUCAUAGCAGUCGCAUGCUCAUCCAUGUUGGGUUGUUUCACCAGCAGCUACAGAAGGGAUCUAUGUAAGGUGAAUUGGCACAUUGUGAAAUAUUUACUGCAUAUUGUAUAUAAGAAUAUUUUAUUUUGAGCAAUUUUAUUGCACCUUAUUUUAUGGCAGUCUAUGCAUUUUAUGAGAGCUUUUGUCUGUUUUUAUUACUAUCACACACAGUGGACGGCGGAUGCCCAGGGUCGCAUGUAUUUGUAAUGAAAAUUAAAAGCAAUGGAAAAUCACUUGCUGCUGCAGCUAGUUAGCCAAAGCAGGACUUCUUCCAGAGUAGCUACAAAUUACAAAUCAGCGUUUUUAUUUUUUGAAUAUAUUGACUCAGUCAUGAAAGUGCAAGACAGUAUGAGAACAAUUUCAUCUUUUUACAACAGUACUGUAGUUCAUUACAAUAGUCUUUUGAUACCUGAACAAUAGUUUGAUAAGUAGCUUCUCCUGACUAAUAUCUGUGUUGUCCGUGAUUGUUUGUCUCUGUUAACCUUGGUGGUCACUGGGUGAUUUUACUGAUUAUCAUGUUCUACCAAGAUUAUGGCUUCUGUCUUUUUUUGGACGUUCAAAAGUGAUGUAUCUAAUAAUGCAUUAUGGCUCAUUGUAGUUUGAAUUCAGAGGGCUUCGACCUUCUUUUAAAGCAACCACUAGCCUCACGUCUGUUAUGAUAAGGUAUAACUGUUUGUCGUGUGAAAUUUGCAAUGCAAUUAUUAUUCAAUAAAAUAGCCACAAAGUUUAGAAAGGCAUUUAAUUUGUCAGAUGCUCAACGCGACCUUGUGUACAGUAAAUGAAUGUGUGUUUGAAAAAGAACCUGUCGUUUUUUGUUUUUUUUAACACUGACAUACUGUUUUGUUUUUUACCUUCGACAUAACCUCCAAGUUAUUGAUUUUCUUAUACUUUAAACUAUUCAGCAGCCAAACAUAUUUUUACUUGUUUGGUGGUAACAGUGAUUUUAAGGUGUCCUCUUUAGUUUUUGAGCUAAAAUGAGUUCAUUUUAGCUCAAAAGUGAUUUGCGUUGUUCCUGGUCCCAUAAGAUUAAUGGUGAGCUUUUUCCACUCAUACUUAAUCGCUCUCCACGAUAUUAACCAUGUCUUACCUUGACAUAUAUUUGAGUGCUAACAUUGACUGUUAACCAUAAACAGGUAGCAUUUGUGUCUUGUCCCUACAAGUUGGCUUUCAGAAAGAUUUUAACAAAUAAAUUAUUCCCAUUUA
Messenger RNA from Cottoperca gobio, 3311 nucleotides. It is a transcript of the gene tfe3b, whose product is annotated as transcription factor binding to IGHM enhancer 3b. The record is from RefSeq and is a predicted model, not a curated record. Gene Ontology annotation, cellular component: nucleus. Gene Ontology annotation, biological process: regulation of transcription by RNA polymerase II. Gene Ontology annotation, molecular function: RNA polymerase II cis-regulatory region sequence-specific DNA binding; DNA-binding transcription factor activity, RNA polymerase II-specific; protein dimerization activity. NCBI's taxonomy places the organism in Eukaryota, Metazoa, Chordata, Actinopteri, Perciformes, Bovichtidae. Bases 221 to 1579 code for a protein of 452 amino acids. The transcript is spliced from 9 exons.